Contarinia nasturtii (swede midge) is the source of this 1657-nucleotide messenger RNA. RefSeq names its product transcriptional protein SWT1 (gene Swt1). Lineage: Eukaryota; Metazoa; Arthropoda; Insecta; Diptera; Cecidomyiidae. Gene Ontology annotation, cellular component: nucleus. The transcript is spliced from 4 exons. The coding region runs from base 211 to 1419 and encodes 402 amino acids. The record is from RefSeq and is a predicted model, not a curated record. Gene Ontology annotation, molecular function: protein binding.
GUAAAAGUCAUCAGUAUCUCAUGAUCACCUCAUAAAUAAACAACCAAUGUGCUCGAAAUAAAUAUUUGGUCUUUCGAGGAAAAACAACGGUAAACAAAUUACAACAACUUCAAAUAAAAUUUAACUAUAAAAAACGUGCCAUCACUGCAAAUUGAAUACAACACAUGGGAGAAACGACAAAAUACCAUUUAGUUAAGUUAAAUCAAAAAAAUGGAUACACAUUCGAAAAAAUUGCCUGACGGAUGGAUAAAACGAGAGUCCACAAGCCGUGCGGGUCGUUUUUAUUAUUUCAAUACCAAAACGGGCAAAACACAAUGGGAAAACCCAACAGUUGACAAGGAAAAAAUGGCGUUGCCUCAUAUUGGGACUUCAUCCAAAAGUGAUACACAUACCAAAGGUCAAUUCUCGGUGCCAAAUGCAAUGAAAAUCAGCGAAAAAUCAAAAGACAUUGUCAAAAAGUACAAAUCCAAAACGCCAGCUCAGGAUCGACUCCAACGUAUGGUCACGAAAAGUAAAGAAGCUGCGAAAUUAAUGGCCAACUCGAAAUCCACUUCAACAUCACCAAACAAACGCAAAAAGAUAUCAAUCAGCAAAAGUUUAUUUAUUGUUCCGUCGAGAGAUAAGCAUCAAACAAUGGAUUUUGUUCCGUCUUUUGUGAACAAAGACACCAUUGAAGUCGAUUGCGAACAGGAUGUCCGACAACAUUGUGUUGAUACUCAUAAACAUUCAUCAGAUGAUAUUCCAACAUUGUUCCCACCAAAAACUCCGGCACAGGAUCGAUUGAACAAAUUGCAACCGAAAAAAUUGCCGGCAACAUCAUCUCCGUCUCAGAAAAAUAACGAUUUGUUAUCUGUUAUUUAUAACGGUUUCGGUAUUGAGACUCCAGUUGUGGACAAUUCGGUUGAGCAAAUGGAUUGUGAUGAGAUGAUGGAAUGGGAUGAUGACGAGACGUACAGUUUUGAGCAGCUCGAAAGUAUGGUCAUCGACAUUGUCUCCACUGACUCAGCAUACGUAAUACCUGAUACAAACGUUUUUUUGGAUUCUUUGCAACCCAUCAAACGCAUCAUUGAAAAAGAUCAAUAUAGCGUUCUAAUUCCUUUUGUUGUUCUUCAAGAGUUGGAUCAAAUGAAGCAUAAAACUAAUAAAUUAUUGCGAAUAAAGUCGUCUAAUGCUAUUCGAUACAUUUACAAUAUGCUAAAAAUGAAGAACUAUCGUUUACAAGGUCAAAAAGCAACUGAGGACAACGAUCACAUCAUCGAAGUAAAAAGUCCAGACGAUAAAAUUCUCAAUUGCUGUCUACAAUUGAAAAAUCAAUCAAAAGAGAUUAUUUUGCUCACAAACGAUAUAAAUCUCAGCAAUAAAGCGCUUGUUAACGGCAUUGAAACCAUCACAUCACAUAAAUGUUUGGAAACAUUUUAGUUGAAAAAUCGUAAGACUGACAAAUGAAGAUUUUGCCUUAGAAUUAAAUUUUACAUUUUUCGCAAGAUUACUAAUCAAAGAGAUAUCGCAACUAUUUUGCUACCUCAGUUAUAUUAUUAUAGAGAAAGAGAGAGAGAAAGAGAGAGAGAGAAAUUGGAGAUUAUUAUGUUAUAACAUAAAAAAUAUUUUAUAAAAUUGAAGAGAACAUUUUCUGUUAAUAUAUACAUAACCACAUUGU